UUUACACUCACUCAGGUGCUCUGUGAGCCUCCUGACAGACAACACUGAGGGCAGCAGCAGCAUACCAGCCCCCCCUUCUCUGGAUCUACUGCCGGGUCUGUAGCGGAUGUGUGAUGCAAUCAGCUGUAAGCGACCCACCACAACUCCUCACAAGUCACGGGUCAUUCCGUGGACCCACCGCUCGGCUCACACCGCCCCUGUGUGUGUUUAUCUCCGCUGUGUAUCCGGUUAAACCAUCGGUUCGCUCCGCUAGCUAACGUUAGCCGCUGCGUAGCUAAAGCUAGCUCCCUGUUACCUGCGGGACCUCUCCGCCUGUAGGAACACUAACCUCAGCCUGGACCUCCGUAUGUGUGUGUUGUGAAGCGCUGGGUGCCACCGGCGGAGUCACUCCACCCGAACUUGCCUGUUUUGAGAGGAUUUCGGUUUUAAAUGGCCACCGCUGCCCCCGUUCCACCUCCUCCUACGGCCUCCGGCCCUUCCACCGCGGCCACCGACAACCCGAGCCCCGGGUCCAGCGGCUCCAGCGCGGGGGCCGACAGCGGCAACCAGGACAGCACCUUCGAGUGUAACAUAUGUCUGGACACCGCCAAGGAUGCAGUGAUCAGCCUGUGUGGACACCUCUUCUGUUGGCCGUGUUUGCAUCAGUGGUUGGAGACCAGACCCAGUAAACAAGUGUGUCCGGUGUGUAAAGCUGGCAUCAGUAGAGACAAAGUAAUCCCCUUAUAUGGACGGGGAAGCACAGGUCAACAGGACCCCAGAGAAAGAACACCCCCUCGACCACAAGGGCAAAGGCCUGAACCAGAAAACCGUGGUGGAUUUCAAGGGUUUGGUUUUGGAGAUGGGGGUUUCCAGAUGUCAUUUGGAAUCGGUGCCUUUCCAUUUGGUAUUUUCGCUACAGCGUUUAACAUCAAUGACGGGAGACCUCCUCCAGCGGCACCCGGGACGCCACAGCACAUGGACGAACAGUUUCUGUCUCGACUCUUCCUGUUUGUGGCUCUGGUGAUUAUGUUUUGGCUGCUGAUUGCAUGAAUGUGCAAGAAAACAACGUGCGGGGUUCAGCCAAGAGAUCUGACAGGGUUGAGACAGGAAGGCACAUCAUCGUGGUUAUCUGCCUCCAUGCAUGUUUUUCUUCCUUGAUGAUUCUUUUUUUCUCUCAACAAGCCAUGUGAGAUUAGAACAAAACAGUUUUUUUUGAAAAUAAAUGUAUGAGUGCUAAUCUAAGAAUAACAACUUGAUGGUGAACCAUGUAACAUUGGUUGCCUUUGACAUCAGGGGUUUUCACACCGGACAUUUGGAACGUGUCUUAGUAGGAAAAGUACAUGACUGGUAAUGUUUACCAUGUUGUUGCUAUGUCACAAUUCAGGUGUUGCAAACUUUAGAGGCUCCAUUAGAAAACCAAUUGCAUCACAACAGCACAACUAGGCCAUUUAUUUCGAAGGCUCCUUCUAAUGCGUCUUUCCAAUCCUGAGCAACGAAGAAUCCAAUCAGUGGAUCCUUCUCGGGCCUAAAUAUCCCAGGAUUUAUUGAGAUGAAGCAAACAAGUUAACUAUGUGGGCGGAAGCUGGUGACACAAUUAGGAAAUCCUGCAUAGAUCAUACCUCUGCCUCUGAGGACCACUGGGGUCUCCGGAGGCCAUGCUGAAGGACACAGCCUCUUUAAACCCUGACAGCGUGAUGGUUAAUAUAAUGUGCUUUUCCUACUCGAACAUGUCAAAAUGUUUCCAACAAACAGACGCCUUUUAAUUAAACACUGAAUACGAGCCUGUACAUCCUCAGCGUCAUCACUCUGUUCACUAAUGUACUAAGAGUGUUCUUUAUUUACUCUAAUACUACCUGAUCUUACAAAUUACACAUCUUUUCGUUAAAAUUUACAGAAAUCGGUCACAUGCUUGUGAAUCAAAAACGAUGUCGGUCAUCGUCUUUUCAUUUUAAAACUACAAUGAUGCAGUUGAAAGAUUAAACUAUGAAACAGUAUUUAUCUCCAAAUUGUAACAUAUUUUAUUUUGCUCAGUUUAUUGUAUGUCUUUGUAAGUAAAUGUUAAAUACUGUACUACAGAGUAGAGAGAACUUGGAGGCUGGUCUGAUCACAUGAAAUCUUUACUCUUAAUCUGAAUUCACACUAUGACAGUAAAAGCUAAUGUGAAUAAAGAUGUUAAUCAGGCUCUUUUUUUCCUAUGAAGGUUUCAUUCUCACAUAAGCCUUACCUGCUCAGUUAAUAUGCAAAUGAAGACACACCAGACAGACGUGGUGUGGAAAAUGGAAAUACUCUGUUGAGAAGUAGAAUGUUUUUCUUCAGUCUUAAUUAUUUUACAUGAAAAAAGAUGUUUCUUUAACUAAACCACUUUAUGCUGUAACAAAAGAAAAAAAUCAAUAUUUUGGUCAUUCUGUGGAAGAGGUUUAUAGAAAACAGAAUAAAGUACAAAAAUAGUC
Messenger RNA from Paralichthys olivaceus (Japanese flounder), 2429 nucleotides. It is a transcript of the gene rnf185, whose product is annotated as ring finger protein 185. Gene Ontology annotation, cellular component: endoplasmic reticulum. Gene Ontology annotation, biological process: ubiquitin-dependent protein catabolic process. Gene Ontology annotation, molecular function: metal ion binding; ubiquitin-like protein conjugating enzyme binding; ubiquitin protein ligase activity. The record is from RefSeq and is a predicted model, not a curated record. NCBI's taxonomy places the organism in Eukaryota, Metazoa, Chordata, Actinopteri, Pleuronectiformes, Paralichthyidae.